Messenger RNA from Arachis ipaensis, 609 nucleotides. NCBI's taxonomy places the organism in Eukaryota, Viridiplantae, Streptophyta, Magnoliopsida, Fabales, Fabaceae. The record is from RefSeq and is a predicted model, not a curated record.
AUGAAGAGAUGGUCUAUUCAGCAAUUGGAUAUCAAUAAUACAUUUUUACACGGCGAUUUAACAGAAACAGUUUAUAUGGUACUUCCUCUUGGCAUUAUUCCAUCCCGUUCCAAUCAGUGUUGCAAGCUCCUUAAGUCUCUUAUGGGUUGCGACAGUCAAGCAGAAUGCGUUUAUGUUGAUGACAUCAUCGUUACUAAAAAUUCUACUGCUGAAAUUGCUUCUAUUAAGAAGAUUUUGGACUGCAAUUUUAAGAUUAAAGAUCUUAGUACACUUAAGUAUUUUCUAGGAAUUGAAGUUGCUCACUCUUCAAAGGGUAUUUCUCUUUCUCAGCAUAAAUGCCUUGGUUUAUUAGAUGAUUCUGAAUUACUUGGUGCUAAACCUGCUGUUAUCCCUAUGGAUAGUACUAUUAAGCUUUACCAAGAUAAUGGUCCUCUUCUUUCAGAUCCCUCUGUUUAUCGCCGUCUUAUUGGCUGGUUAAUUUAUUUGACGACUACUCAACUGGAUAUUAUACUGUUUCAUGUUAAUCUUUUCAAGUUGGGGAUUCUUGAUAUAUAUCAUCCUCCAACUUGUCGGGGGCAUAUUGAAUCAGCCACCUUUAGAAGCCCAUGA